Molecule: messenger RNA, 1593 nt
Organism: Talaromyces rugulosus
Lineage: Eukaryota; Fungi; Ascomycota; Eurotiomycetes; Eurotiales; Trichocomaceae
Exons: 5
Coding region: 1-1593 (530 amino acids)
Molecular function (GO): monooxygenase activity; iron ion binding; oxidoreductase activity, acting on paired donors, with incorporation or reduction of molecular oxygen
Source: RefSeq, a predicted model, not a curated record
AUGGCUACCGGGAUCUCGAGUAUCAUUCUCUCACAUGUCAAGCUCUCGUAUACGAAAUUUUCCGAUGUUGAGCUAUCUCAUUUUGGCUGGUCUCAUAUCUCGUCUAUUCUUUUAGGUGUGAUCACACUUCUAGUCUUUCGGACAUUCUAUCGUGUUUAUUUUCAUCCUCUAUCCAAAAUACCUGGCCCCAAACUUGCCGCUGCUACACAUCUUUAUGAGUUCUACUAUGACAUAAUUUGUGGCGGCAGAUUUCUCUUUCAGAUUGAGAAGUUACACAAGAAAUACGGCCCCAUUGUCCGUGUCAGUCCACGUGAGGUCCAUGUGAUAGAUUCAACGUUUUAUCAUGAGAUCUACGCUCCGAAUACACGCAGGCGUGAAAAGGACCCAAAAUUUGUCCCUACAUUUGGGGUUCCAUAUUCCAUGGUUGCAACUGUAGACCAUGAACUCCACCGCUUUCGACGAGGUCUUUUGAAUGAUUUCUUCUCAAAACGUUCUAUACACUCAUUAUCUCCUUUUGUUCAAGAGCGAGUACAAAAGCUUGUAGAACGUUUUCAGGCAAUCCAUCAAGAAAAUCGUACCGUGGACCUUUGCAGCGCCUUUGCGGCAUUGACUUCUGAUGUUAUUACGUAUUAUUGCUAUGGAAAGAGUUGGUCUUUCUUAGAAGACAAAGAUUUUCGUAGCGAUGUUCGUGAUGCCACUGAAGAUUUUGCUCAAUUUAGUCAUUAUCAUCGUUUUUUCCCAUGGCUAAAUGGUUUAAUGCGUGCUAUCCCACCACAAGUAAUGGCGAAACUAAUGCCAGGGAAAGCUGCACUAUUUGAGUUUCAGAAAUCGAUUUUCCACCAUUUUUCUGCCACUAUUCAAGGCCGCACGAUUCCCUUGACGGGUGAUCACAACAUGUUUGCAGCAUUAACAGAUCCAAAGAUACCGCCAAGUGAGAGAACUCUCAGUCGCAUACAAGACGAGGCAUUUACCUUCAUUAUCGCUGGCACAGAGACCACGAUGCGUGCCUUGUCUUACGCAAUGUAUUACACAACCCUGGAUACUAGUGUCCGAGAGAAAUUGCGAAAUGAACUGAAACAGAUCUUGCCUACGCCUACUAGCACAGUGCCAUGUUGGGAACUAGAGAGGCUACCGUAUUUGACGGCUGUUCUAAAUGAGUCCUUGCGAAUGUCUAAUGCGCCAAUAAUCCGACUUCCUCGCGUUGCGCCGGAUGAAGCUUUGCGAUAUAAGGAGCAUGUCAUUCCGCCAGGGACACCUAUCAGCACAGCCACAUAUUUCGUCCAUCGCGAUCCGAAAAUUUUCCCUGACCCGGAAAGGUUCGAGCCUGAAAGGUGGAUUCGGGCUGCGGAGAAAGGCGAAAAUUUAACGAAGUAUCUCGUUACAUUCACAAAGGGAAGCCGGGCCUGCAUUGGAAUGAAUCUGGCCUAUCUAGAGCUAUAUCUAUCAGUUGCGUAUUUAACCCGCCGAUUCGAUUUCGAUGUUAGCGCAACCAAAGUGGAAGACAUCACUAUCACCCGUGAGAAAGUACUUGGUUACCCUGAGAAAGGCCGUGUAGCUAUUUUUGCCAAGGUGGACUCUGAGAUGUCGGAAUAA